Molecule: messenger RNA, 4029 nt
Organism: Silurus meridionalis
Lineage: Eukaryota; Metazoa; Chordata; Actinopteri; Siluriformes; Siluridae
Gene: btbd7
Product: BTB (POZ) domain containing 7
Exons: 11
Coding region: 643-3666 (1007 amino acids)
Biological process (GO): morphogenesis of a branching epithelium
Molecular function (GO): protein binding
Source: RefSeq, a predicted model, not a curated record
GAAAGGGGGGGAGGCUAGGCUAGUUCAUGUAGCUAGCUUGUGUAGCAGUGUUCACUCCGCUGUACCGCUCCGGUUUAAGCUCCAGGCUCGAGGCGAGACUUCAUGGUGGGAAAGUCUGUCUUGAAUUAACCCCUGAAACCGGAUGUGUGUUUGAGAGACGGGACCGAGCACUUCCGCUAGCUAAAUAACUGUGUCUCUCGGGAGCGCGCGCGGGCGCGGGCGCGUGCUAGUUGAGAGUGACGACGAAGCGUCUUGCUAAGCUAGCGGUGUGAGAAGGAGGAGGAGGAGAGGGACACACAGGGGGACACACAGGGGGACACGCAGACGGAGAAAAGUAGCUCCGACAUCAUCUCCAGAUCCUCAGAUGGAUUAAUGGCCGACUUCUGCACGAAUAACAUUAAAGAGGAGUACAUUUCUCUUUUCCGGCCCGGAAACUUGAGCUGAGGUGAGUGAAACACACACACACACACACACACACACACACACAGAGGAAUGGCUGAGGGUGCUCCGGUGUCUCCUCGUCUCCUCGGGCUCGAGCGAGUGAAGCUGUGAGCCGGACGCGGCGUUCUCACCGGAGCGGAAUGAUUUAGCAGCGUGGCAGCAGCCGUGCUCAUCAAAAAGAGGAGGAGGAAGAGGAAGAAGAUGGGGGUUAAUGCCUCCAGCUAUCCUCACUCGUGUUCCCCUCGGUUCGGGGGACAUUCGCCGACCCAGCAGACCUUCAUAGCCCAGAGUUACGGCGUGGAUUCCAAGCUGUACAGUUUGGAGCACUGCCCAGAGAAACCUCAGGACAAGAAGAAGAAAAGCUCGAGCCUGGCAACGCUGAAGCGGAGGUUUAUAAAGCGGCGUAAGGCGAGCCGCUCUGCCGAUCACGCACGCCACAUGAGGGACCUGCUCUCGGGCUGGGAUGUGCGCGACGUUGCCGCCCUGGUGGAAGAGUACGAGGGCACGGCCGCGCUCAAGGAGCUCAGCAUGCAGGCGUGUCUGGCUCGGCCCGAGGCCCGCACCCUGCCCCAGGACCUGGCGUCUCUUUACCAGCACAAGUACUGCACAGACGUGGAGCUGAUCUUCCAGGACACGCGCUUCGCCGCGCACCGCGCCGUCCUGGCCGCCCGCUGUCCCUUCUUCAGGACUCUGCUGUCCUCGUCGCCCGGGUUCAGCACCCAGCUGCUCCUGGACGUGGGCGCGGCGGGGAUCGACGCCUCCAUGUUCUCAGCGCUGCUGCGUUACCUGUACACCGGCGAGUUGGGAGGCGACGACGCCCGCCUGCACAACGUGGACGUCCUGCUGAGGCUCAGCGAGGAGUUCGGGACGCCCAGCUCUCUGGAGACGGACAUGCGUGAGCUGCGCCAGAGGAUGUGCUACUACGACUCGGUGCUCUGCUUCUCCUCCGACUCGGAGCCGGACGAAGCGUUCGGGCCGGACCUGAGCGGAGAGGAGGAGGAGCUGAAGGCCCACAAGGCCAUCCUGGCGGCGCGCUCGCCGUUCUUCAGGAACUUGCUGCAGCGGCGCGUCCGCGGGGCCGAGGAGGAGAGCGUGCCCGCACGCAUCGUCCUGAACGAGUCGAUAAUCCCGCGGAAGUACGCUGGCGUGGUGCUGCACUGCAUGUACACGGACGCCGUGGAGCUGGAGCGCGUGGUCCGGAGCCCCUCGACCGGAAGCCUGGGAGAAGCUCAGGCUUUAGCUGCAGGGAAGGGGAGCAUGAGCAGAGCUGAGGAAGCCAUGGAGCUCUACCACAUCGCCCUCUUCCUCGAGUUCAGCAUGCUCGCACAGGGCUGUGAGGACAUCGUGGUAGAGAGUAUCUCUCUGGACUCCGUGGUUCCUAUCCUGAAAUGGAGCUCUCAGCCGUACGGAUCUAAGUGGGUCCAUCGCCAGGCGCUGCACUUCCUGUGUGAGGAGUUCAGUCACGUGAUGACCUCAGACGUCCUGUACGAGCUGAACAAGGAGUACCUGCUGGGGGCCAUCCAGUCUGAUUACCUGCAGGCCAGUGAGCAGGACAUCCUGAAGUACGUGGUGAAGUGGGGAGAACAUCAGCUUAUAAGGAGGAUGGCUGAUCGAGAGCCCAACCUGCUAAGCGGCACAGCUCACAGCGUGAAUAAGCGUGGAGUGAAGAGGCGGGAUCUGGAUGUGGAGGAGCUGAAGGAGAUCCUGUCCCCUCUGUUGCCAUGUGUGCGAACCGAACACAUUCUGCCCACCCACAGUGAGGUGCUCUCAGACACGCUGAAGCGUGGUCUGAUCAGCACACCUCCGUCAGACAUGAUCCCCACAGUGGAAGGAGGAAAAGCCAACGCCUGGCUAAGGCAGAAGAGCGCGGGGAUCUACGUGAGGCCUCGUCUCUUCACGUCGUACGUGGAGGAGGCCAAGGCCGUCCUGGAUGAGAUGAUGGUGGAGCAGACGGACCUGGUGAGGCUGCGGAUGGUGCGCAUGUCCAACGUCCCCGACACUCUUUACAUGGUUAAUAACGCUGUACCCCAGUGCUGUCACAUGAUCAACCACCAGCAAAUGACCGGCAGCCAAACUGCCCCACCCUCAGUGGUGGCCAAUGAGAUACCAGUUCCCAGGUUGGCGGUGGUGAAGGAGAUGAUUCGGCGUCUGCACGAGCUGCGUCACACGGAGCAGGUGCAGCGAGCGUACGCUCUGAACUGUGGUGAAGGAGCCACGGUGAGUUACGAGCUGCAGAUCCGAGUGCUCAGGGAGUUCAGUCUGCCUGACGGAGCUGCAGAGCUGCUACAGAACCCUCACAAGUUCUUCCCAGACGAGCGUUUCGGAGACGAGAGCCCGGUGCUGGCCCUGCGUCCGCCCGCCCGCUGUCGGGUCAACAGCACUCCGGCUAUGGAGAGCAUGUUCCCCGACCUGCAGGCCGCAAUGAGCCUCCAUCCACCCCUGCCUCCUCCACCGCCCCCGUACCACCCGCCCACCACUCAGCACAUCCGGAGCGGCUGGAGACCCCGCGUGCCCACCCAGCAGCCCUCACGCUCCUUCUCCUAUCCCUGUAAUCACUCACUACUACACACACAGGCCUCCUCCAAAAUGGCCAGUCCUAUUUACCCAGCCACGGGGGUCAAGCCCAUUCCCCCGGACUGUACCAACCCGCCCGGGAGGGUCCUUAACCCCAACAAGAAAGGGAACAUGGAGCCGGUCAUUAACGAGUUCAUGCCGGACAUCGCCAUGGGCGUAUCAGCCAUGAGUCUGAAGGACCGCCGUCUUCCCGAGGUCACCAUGGAAGUGGAAAGUCUCGACCCGCGUCCUCUGCUGUCCACGGUGCCGCCUGUCUCUCAGUGUUUCUCCGGGCGGCACCUGCACACGUCGUCACGCAAACGGCACGCGGCCGAACCCAAAAGCGACGCCCCGCAGCACACACACUUCCCCGACCUGUACGAACUGUACACGCACGGCCGCGCCGACGCCGCGCACAGGCUCCACCUCGCCCUGGGAGCUCAGGCCAACCAGAGAGCAGCACCUAAAGGAGAGACCGACCUGACGUGUGGCCUGAGCCCCGACACAGAGCCCUACGACGAGUGGAAUCGGAGAGUCACGGGCCCCGGGGCCGCCUCCGCAUCCACCUCCACAGCAGCGGCAGCGGCAGGGAUGUCCGAGGACGCGAUCGGGGGGCGAGAGCGCAGGUCGCCUAAUAAGCACGAAUACCUGUACAGGAAAUCUGCACUAUGACCCUGAACAGAGACUCCAGGAGGCUUUAAGGCACAAAAUCACACAUGUAAUGCUGGGCUUUGAGUACAGGGGGAAUCUGAAGAUUAAAUCUCGUCCAUUUUAUAUUUUAAAACUAUUAAAACGUCCUCGUAAACGCCGCCGAAGCUCAAACUCACUCCUGACAAUCAGAGUCGAAAUAAAAAUCUAAAUCAAGUCCCCGAGCUGCGGAAGCCACGAUGCAGAACCGUCACUGUGCGAUCCCGCUACGUUCACGUUUCUCUGCCCGACACGUGAGCUGAGAGAGACGGAGAGAGAAAUAUAUAUUUAUACAGAUGUAUUAUGCAUUUAUCUUUGCUUAGGAAUAAACUGAAAAAAAAACUAAAA